This is a messenger RNA of Drosophila sulfurigaster albostrigata, 1741 nucleotides long. It is a transcript of the gene strat, whose product is annotated as guanine nucleotide exchange factor MSS4 homolog. Bases 72 to 440 code for a protein of 122 amino acids. Lineage: Eukaryota; Metazoa; Arthropoda; Insecta; Diptera; Drosophilidae. Gene Ontology annotation, biological process: post-Golgi vesicle-mediated transport; small GTPase-mediated signal transduction. Gene Ontology annotation, cellular component: cytosol; membrane. Gene Ontology annotation, molecular function: guanyl-nucleotide exchange factor activity; zinc ion binding. The transcript is spliced from 2 exons. The record is from RefSeq and is a predicted model, not a curated record.
AUCAAGAGGAAGCAUUACAUUUACUUUUUCUUUGCAAAAACAAAAAUAUUGUCAGAAAAAACUUAGUCAAAAUGACAGAAGUAGCGAAAUUUGCGGAACAAAUAACAAACGAUAAGAAUAAUACAAAUGUGCGCUGCCAGUUUUGCAACAGUUUGAUGCUGAAGGCGCACGAAGGAAAAUACUGCGAGCAAGAAAUAGAUGUGCCGCUAAUGGUGCAAAGCAAAGACAACGCAGCCGAAUCAUUAAGCACAGAGACUCUGCGUAAUUUCUGGCAGAUCGAUGAUAUGAUGACAUUCGAGAACAUCGGCUUCUCCCACACCGUCGAUGGACGCAAGUUUCUUGUCUGCGCCGACUGUGAACGCGGCCCCGUUGGAUACCAUGAGUUGGCGACCAAGCGCUGUUAUCUAGCGCUACAGCGCGUUGUGCAUUCGGAAAAAUAAUUGGCGACUGGUCACACUCGCAAUUAACAUCCAUAAUGUACUGCCUCACCUCGAUUGUAAUUUAAAAACACAGCUUAGCAAGCAGGAAAGAGUGUGUAAUAUAAUUAAGUUAAUUGGUUCGCAUUCCGCAUAGAACGCAUACACCAUCAUUUUUGUUUUUAUUUUUUUUAUAUUUAUUGUUUUUCGCUCAAACAUUUUACAAUUUUAUUGCAUUAUAAUUAUUGCAUUUAAGGAGGAGAUUCAGAACUAAAAAAAAUAAUGGUCACUAUAAAUGUUGUUUUUGUGUGGCUUACAAAUUGUUGUAACUAAAAUGUACUUUGUAUGGGUUUCUUUUGUUUUUUGUAUCUGCGGUUUUCCCAAUUUCCAUUAUGCGCCCUCGCUUCAACUUUUUCCUAGAUUGUAGCAAAGGGGAAUCCCAAUAGGAUCAAUGGUUCUUUGUUUUAAGUUUUCUUUUUUUUUAUUUUCUUUGGCAGUUGGUUACAACGAGUGUUCAAUAUGUAUGGGGAGCGUGAUUAUCGCUUGGCCUCUGGCGAUGUCCAUUAAGCGUGUUUUUUUUUUAGCUUAACCUAAAUGGUUUGAUUGGGGAUUGAAUUCAAUUGGUUUAUAUCGUUAUCAUUAUAAAUUUGUCUAGAAGAUUUGUAUUAUAUUUAUGAAAAUGUUUAGCAAUCAUUGUUGAUUUGUUAUUUGUUAAAUACUUUUUUGUUUAGCUUUCGUUUGGUUUGUUAGAAAACGUUCUUAUGAAAAUAAAAAAGGGAACUCAGAGCAAAAGUGUUAACAUUUUUUUUUUGUAUAUGUAUGUACUACUAAGUUUUCGUUAAAUGUUUUUUUUUUUAAUUUUUAUUUUUAUCAUCUUAACUACAACGUUUCAUUUGAUUAAAUUUAAUCAUUUACUUUUAUAGGGGGGCUUCGAAUACUUUUCAUGUUGUAAUUACGGUAGGUUUUUGUUGUUGUUGUAUUUCUAUUAUCAUUGCUGUUAUUAAAUACUUUAGUUUCAAAAUCCAUAUUAUUGUAAUGACAUAAUUUUAUUGGCCAAUUGUUGUUUGUUUCAUUUUUUUUUAUAUACACUUAAAGAUUUGUUUCUUUUUGUUUAUAAAGCUUUUGCCAUUUGACAUUGUUGCUGAAAUUAAACUGCAAGAGAAAUACUUGGUGAGAUUAAAGAUUUAACAAUGCUGAAAGAGUAAAAUUACCAACUUACCAACUGUAGCAACUGGUGGAGCAUAAAGUUUUUGUUGUUUGGGCUUUUUGUUUUGUAGAUCAAUGUGAAAAGUUAAAGGACGAACUAAAAGGUUCAACAGAGCAGA